Molecule: messenger RNA, 3031 nt
Organism: Physella acuta
Lineage: Eukaryota; Metazoa; Mollusca; Gastropoda; Physidae
Product: zinc finger protein 883-like
Biological process (GO): regulation of DNA-templated transcription
Molecular function (GO): RNA polymerase II cis-regulatory region sequence-specific DNA binding; DNA-binding transcription factor activity, RNA polymerase II-specific
Source: RefSeq, a predicted model, not a curated record
AAAAUAUAUUCAAGAUGGGGACCCAAGUUUUGAUUCUCAAACGACAAACAUCGCAAAAAAGUUCAUUUUAGGAGUGUUUUAAGAUCAUUUACGAAUUACAACAUCAGAUAAGAAAGUUUUUUCUGCAAUAAUUCAUGAAUCUAAAGCUAUGGAAAACACAAAGGACACUAAUUGUAUAGUUUGGGAGAGUUCAAUUAUGGUUAAACAGGAAUUGAGUGACGAAAUCAUAACAUUUAUGGACAUGAAAUCAGAUGAAACAUCAGAAGGAGUACAAAGAAAUAUAUCAACACUCUUUUCAAAUUCUGAAGAUAUAAAGCAAAAUGUAUCAACACAAUUUUCAACUGUUAAAGACAAAUACUUGGAGGAAACAAUGCUAUUUUUAGCUUUAGAAGAUAAAAAUCUUGAUAAAACAAAACCUUUGUUUAAUUUAGAAGAGAUGAAACAAAAUAACCCAACAUCAUUUUCAUCUUCUGAAGACAUGAAACCAAAUAAAUCAACAGCAUUUUCAAUUUUUGAAGAUAUAAAACCUGAGAUAUUAACAAUUUCAUCUUUGGAGAGUGAACAACAAAAUGGUUUCAAAGCACAGCAACAACUUUCUUCCCCACCAGAUUCAACUGAUUUUAAAGAAAAUUUUGCAGUUUUAAAAUCAGAUCUUCAAUAUGAAUUAAAAGAACUCAAGUUAUUGCAUACAAAAUUGAUUGAUAAUCUUCCAACAGAAUAUCUGAUUAGCAAUAAGGGACUGAAGACAUACAAGUGUGAUAUGUGUUGUCAAAGAUUUUUUCAUUUUGAUCAUGUUAAACAACACAUAUACAUUCACACAAGGGUGAAUCCAUAUGGUCAUAAUUUUCGUCAGCAAGAAGUUGUUAUGAUCAGUCAGGGUGAACAGAUUAACAAAAUAAACCUAGAACAGGUAUACAAUAAGUCUAGUUUGUCUAAAAAGUUCACUACAAAGUCUAGUUUAUCCGCACACACAAAUAUUCAUUCUGGAAUUAAUAAGCCAUAUGAAUGCUAUGUGUGUCAUAAAAAAUAUCAUAUUAAAAAUCAUUUAGCAAACCAUAUAAAGAUACAUUUAGGAGAAAGUCCAUAUGAAUGUGGUGUGUGUCAUAAAAAAUUUAGUCAGAAAGGUCAUUUAUCAGAACAUACAAAUAUUCAUUUAUCAGAGAGACCAUAUGAAUGUGAUGUGUGUCACAAAAAAUUUAAUCAAAAAAGUGUUUUAUCAAAACAUAAAAGUAUUCAUUUACCAGAGAGACAACAUAAAUGCGAUGUAUGUCAUAAAAGUUUUGCCCUUAAAUCUAGAUUAUCUAUACAUAAAAAUAUUCAUUUACCAGAAAGACCAUAUGAAUGUGAUGUGUGCCAUAAAAAAUUUAGGCAUAAACAUUAUUUAUCCGAACAUAAAAGUAUUCAUUUAUCAGAUAAACCAUAUGAAUGUAAUGUGUGUCACAAAAAAUUUAAUAAAAAAAGUUAUUUAUCUGCACAUAAAAAUAUUCAUUUACCAGAGAGACCAUAUGAAUGUGAUGUGUGUCAUAAAAUUUUUAGUGAUAAACGUUAUUUAUCAAAACAUAAAAAUAUUCAUUUACCAGAGAGACCAUAUGAAUGUGAUGUGUGUCAUAAAAAAUUUAAUUGUAAAAGUAAUUUAUCUAUACAUAAAAAUAUUCAUUUACCAGAGAGAUCAUAUGAAUGUGAUGUGUGUCACAAAAAAUUUAAUUAUAAUGCUAGUUUAUCUACACACAAAAAUAUACAUUUACCAGAUAGACCAUAUGAAUGUGAUGUGUGUCAUAAAAAAUUUAAUUGUAAAAGUAAUUUAUCUAUACAUAAAAAUAUUCAUUUACCAGAGAGAUCAUAUGAAUGUGAUGUGUGUCACAAAAAAUUUAAUUAUAAUGCUAGUUUAUCUACACACAAAAAUAUACAUUUACCAGAUAGACCAUAUGAAUGUGAUGUGUGUCAUAAAAAAUUUAAUUGUAAAAGUAAUUUAUCUGCACAUAAAAAUAUUCAUUUACCAGAGAAACCAUAUGAAUGUAAUGUGUGUCACAAAAAAUUUAAUAAAAAAAGUUAUUUAUCUGCACAUAAAAAUAUUCAUUUACCAGAGAGACCAUAUGAAUGUGACAUUUGUCAUAAAAAGUUUGCUCGUAAGUCUAGUUUAUCUACACACACAAAUUUUCACUCAGGUCUUGAAUGUGUUGUUGGUUAUUAAAUUCUUUUUUCACAAGGAUCUUUAAUUAUCUAUAUAUACAAGUAUUGCUUUUUUACUAAUACCACAUUUGAGGCUGAAAACACACCAUUAAUGUUUGUCAUACAAAUACUCUUCAUAGUAUUAUUUGUCAUACAAAGUAUUACUAAUGAUUAAAAUGCUAUCUAGACAUUUCACACACAGGAAGAAAAACUACAUGGAAAGAAUGGAUGUCAUGAAUCUCCAUAGCACAUUUAUUAUCUUGUACAAGGUGUUAUGGCUAGCUUUGUUUCGGUUUUUUGGAAAUAUGAUGGCUAAAUUCUUAUCCUUUAUAUUACCCAUACAACAAUACUAACCACUAAUGAACACCAACAUUUUAAAUGUACAAUUAUAAUUUGAAUCAUUGAAGUAAUAUUUACUCUAUAUUUUUCUUUAUUGAAUUUAUUCCAAUUUAUGUAAUUCUAAAUUUUGUAUAAAUAAUUAUAUAACCCAUUAAGUAAAUCAUAAUUAUGAUAAUUGAAUUGAGCAACAAAAUGUAUUAAUUAAUGUAGCUAAAAAUGAUUAAAUUUUUAAGACAUAAGAUACAAUUUAUUAUUAUGAUUAUUAUUGAUGUUUAAUUUAUCUUUUUUUAAAAGACAUAAUAAAUAUUUUCAGCUAUUAAUUAAUCAGACAGCAUUUAUUCCAUUUUGUUAGGGUUAUUAUGAUUGGAUCGGCUGUUAUUAUAUACAGAUCUAGAUCUAUCUAUCUAUCCUUAUAUAUAUAUAUAUAUAUAUAUAUAUAUAUAUAUAUAUAUAUAUAUAUAUAUAUAUAUAUAUAUAUAUAUAUAUAUAUAUAUAUAUAUAUAUAUAUAUAUAUAUAUAUAUA